Messenger RNA from Notothenia coriiceps (black rockcod), 465 nucleotides. Its product is annotated as ybeY metalloendoribonuclease. Lineage: Eukaryota; Metazoa; Chordata; Actinopteri; Perciformes; Nototheniidae. The transcript is spliced from 4 exons. Gene Ontology annotation, molecular function: metalloendopeptidase activity. Bases 1 to 465 code for a protein of 154 amino acids. Gene Ontology annotation, biological process: rRNA processing. The record is from RefSeq and is a predicted model, not a curated record.
AUGGGAGUAAUACUGCGGAACCUCCAAAAGCAGGUCCCCCUCCGCCGAGCCCGGCUGCGGAAGGAUGUGGAGACGCUGCGGCACAUCCUGGGCAUCCAGAAGUUUGACUUGGGCAUUGUCUGCGUGGAUAACCACAGGAUCCAGCAAAUUAAUAACAUAUACAGAAAGAAAAAUGUGCCAACAGAUGUCCUCUCAUUUCCAUUCUACGAGGACCUGAGGCCUGGUAAGAUGCCCCUCCCCCUUCACAGGGACGAGCAGAACCUCGGGGACAUUUUCCUGGGGGUGGAGUAUGUGAUGAAGCAGUGUCAGGAGGAAUCUCUGGAUCUGCAUGGGACCCUCACUGCUGUCACGGCACAUGGGAUCUGUCACCUGUUAGGGUACAGACACGAGACAGAAGAAGAAUGGACAGAGGCAGCACGACAGACUGGUCAAGGGAUGAGCGAGCAAACCUUCUACCGCUAUUAA